Molecule: messenger RNA, 2682 nt
Organism: Trichomonas vaginalis G3
Lineage: Eukaryota; Parabasalia; Trichomonadida; Trichomonadidae
Product: ERAD pathway
Exons: 1
Coding region: 1-2682 (893 amino acids)
Biological process (GO): protein phosphorylation
Molecular function (GO): ATP binding; protein binding; protein kinase activity
Source: RefSeq, a predicted model, not a curated record
AUGACUAAGGGAGCACCACCAUCUGAUGAAAUGCUCAGAGUCAUCCAGCAACUCUCAGAUAAGAAGAAUCAUUCAACAGAUUUAGUUCAAGAUCUUUCGAGAGGACUUAUUUUUGUCUUAUCGAAAUUUAAGCGGGACUUAACAGAUAAAUCAAAGAAAACAGAUGCAAAUGAAUAUUACAAGAAAUAUUCUACGAUUUCUCAUGCUUGUUUAGCAUCACCUCAUCGUACAUAUCAAUUUGAUUUCUCAGACAAUCAAUAUAUUCGCUAUACAAUGCCAUAUUUCUUAAAUUCAUCUGUUUCUUCAAUGAUUGACCAGGAAAAACGCGGAAAACAUCCAAUUUCUUGGACAGUCACGAAAAAAUCAAUUGUUGCAUAUGGAAUUGCUCAAGGUAUUAAAGCUCUACAUUCUCAAAACAUUAUUCAUGGACUACUUACGCCAUCAAAUGUGUUUCUUUCUCGAACAUUUGAACCAUUAAUCUCGGAAUUUUGGCUUAGAGAGCUUUAUGAUAUCAGCGAUAUAGAUGCUAACACAUCUAAAUCAUUUUUACCAACAGAUAAUACAGAAAUUCUCGCUCCACCUUAUGAUAUUUAUUCAUUUGGUUGUAUUCUUGCAUGUUUACUUCACAAAUCAACAAAAUUUGAAGUAUCAUUCGUUAACAAUGCUUCCAGCGAUCCAAUGAUUGAUUUAAUCAAAAAAUGUAUCGAUUCAGACCCAAAGAACCGUCCAACCAUCGAAGAGAUCAUUAACCAAAUGUCUUCUGACCACGUUGUAUUUUCUGGAACAGAUAUUACUGAAUUUACGAAAUACGUCAAUAAAAUUUCAAAUUCAACGGUAGAAAGAGUUGAAUCCACACCAAUACCCAUUCCUCCAAUGCAAGAUGACCAUACGCUAGCAGAUCAGUACAGAACUCUUGCAGAUUCCGGAGAUGCUCACGCCCAUUUAUUAAAUGCCAUAAAUCGCAGAAAAGGCAGAGGCUGUUCAGUAAACAAGAAUGCCUCUCUCAAGUCCUUCAGGUUUGCGGCCGACGCAGGCAACCCUUACGCUCAAUAUCAGGCAUCUUAUUACAUGGUUUCGAAACCUAAGUCAUUGAAUGAAGCCAUUGCCUAUUUAACUAGUUCCGCGGACAGUGGAUACCAAGAUGCACAGUACAGACUCGGUCUAAUGUAUGCACACGGAGAAGGAGUUUCAACAGAUCCGAAAUUAGCCGAAAAAUAUCUUAGAUUAGCCGCGGACCAAGGUCAUUUGAAUGCCCAGAAGACCGUCAUCGAGUACAUCAUGAACGGGACUCUUCAAAACCAAGACCCCUCUGUUUUGGCCCAUUAUCAAUGUUUGGCCGCAUGGCAAGGCGAAAGUCAAGCACAGUUAUCAUAUGCGAAAUACCUUAUUGACAAAGCUUUCGAAGAAAACAAGCAAGACAUCGUUGAAUUGCUUACCAGAGCUAGUGAUCAAGGAAACAACGAAGCGCAAAUGAUCAUGGCCAAACUUAUAACACAAAACAAACUAUCUCUGUUCAACAGAUACGAUGAACUAAGAUUUAUAAGACUUGGAGCUGAAAUGGGAGAUACAGAAGUAGCUACACAUUACAGCGAUCUCAUUUCAUCAGGAAAAGUUCAAGUCGAUGACCCUGUUUUGGCUGCAAAAUACUUCAAGAUGGCGGCAGAUAAAGGUGAUGACAGAGCAAUGGUUCAAUACGCUCAGAUACUAAGAGAAGGAAAAGGUGUCAAUGUCGAUAAAAACGGUUGUUACAGUUAUCUCAAAAGAUCUGCAGAAGAAAAACACAAUGCAGAGUCAGCAUAUAAAUAUGUCGACAUGAAAUUAGCUGAAGGGAAUAAAUGGAACUCCGAUCUUGAGAAAUUCAUGAAAAUGGCUGCAGACGCUGGUCAUCCUUUGGCACAAACGAGAUGGGCCAUACACAUCAAAAAUUCUGAACCUGAAUCGGCAAAAACUUAUUUGGAAAACGCAGCAAGACAGAACGAACCAAGAGCGUAUUACGAACUCGCUGAUUAUUAUUUAACAGGAAAGUUCAUGUCAGAUGAUAAAUUAUUGCCUGCACGAUUGAUGAAAGGCGCGGCGGACUUGGGAUACGUUGAAGCGAUGAGGAAAUACGCAAAGUUUUGUGUCUUGGAUAAAUGUUUGCCAACAGAUAAUGUCAAAACCGCUGCUGAAUAUUACAAAAUGGCUGCUGAUUUAGGAGAUGAAAAAAGUCAGUACAGGUAUGCUGAAAUGCUUGCAGAUGGUGAUACAUUGGAUGAAGACAUACAACAAGCUGUUUAUUACUUCGAGUUGGCAGCGAAACAAGGAAAUCCAAAGGCGAAUUACGCAUUGGGAUUAAUUUACGAAAUGGGAGAAGGACCAAUUCAAAAAGAUGAAAAGAAAGCAAGGGCUUAUUACAAGAAAGCCAUAAACCCAUCGAAUAAUCAGAAAGGAUACAGACCCGCGAAAUCGGCUUUGGCAAGAGUUGAUGAUAAUUCGUCAAGCGUAAGAGGUUCACCAUACAGAUAUCCAGCAGAUGAUUCCGACGAAGAAGAAGAGGAAGAAGAAGAAAUGGAUGAUGACGAAUACGUUCCAAAUCUUGACGAUUUGUCUGGACAACAGGCAAUGCUUAACUCGGAAAUAGCAAUGAAUAGAUAUUUCCCUGAUAGAUCACUUGAAGCAAUGAGAGAUAUGUCUGGAAAUUAA